CGGGCAGAACGGCUCCUACAGGAUUAGGGGGGCAAUGUCCAUUAUCGACUCCGCUGCAAGAUUUGCCUUCCAUUUUUGGUGAGCUCCGCGUACAUAUGCAUUAGGAAGUACUCACUACACGCGACGUUGACUAUCAUAUACGAGACAAGAGCGGGGUAGUCGGACCAACCCAGUUCUGAGGUCAAGCACAGACCUGCACAUCCGGCGUCCUGUGUCGGUACCUACAUACUCUAUUACCUACAUACCUACUGUAUGUAUGUGCUCCGCACAGACAACGAUCGGCCCUGAAAUUCUUGCAGCAUCCUAAGUUCUGCCUUUUGCAGCCGUCGUGAUUGGUGAAUCCAGUCGUGGCAUGGCAUCUGGGGCGACUUUGCAAGGGCGAGCCCAAGAUUGCAAGCACGAUGAAAGUGCUUGGCAGAGGACAACCAGCCAAGGAAAAGGAUGCAUGCUCCGGAAGAGCCGCAUCCUAAUGGAGAAGGUUACCCAGUUACCUAUACCCCCCACGGCAAAGAAAGACCGGAUAAUCAGCGAAUAAAUCAAAGUGAUGAAUUGAAAGGACGUUCUGUGGAGACUGGAAUGUAUACUGGCCAUACUACGAGUUCGGCCCCGCCACAGGACGUUGGCCUGAGCCGCUGGCCAUUGCCAGUUCCAGGAUGAUGGGCGUGAAAGAAGAUUUCUUAUGGUGGACCAGCGCAAAGCUUUGCCAAUUAGAAACAAUACCUUAUGCCCCAUGCCAACCUUUUGC
This is a messenger RNA of Bipolaris maydis ATCC 48331, 745 nucleotides long. The record is from RefSeq and is a predicted model, not a curated record. NCBI's taxonomy places the organism in Eukaryota, Fungi, Ascomycota, Dothideomycetes, Pleosporales, Pleosporaceae.